UUUAGGUUCCAUUUUAUUGCACUUCCAAAAAUAUAGUAUGUGUACAGUAAUCAUUUUGAGUUAUUGAAGGAGAAAAUACACCAGUUUAAGGAACUAUUGAGUGAGAUUUAACAGUGCUACAAGAUUGUAUUUAAUUAUAAAACAGUACAAUACAGUACUAUAGGGGAGUUAUUGUUUUUAUAUAAAUUGAUAAUUGAAGUUAUGAAACACUGGUACUGUAUACUGCAGGUGCAAAGGAAAUACUGUACUGUAAACUACACUGUAAGAAUCCCAAAACUUAGUAUUCUGCGCAAAAGGUCUGGAGACAGUAAGCAUACCUUGAGUGCUACAUUCACUGGGCUACCACGUUGGGCCAAGUAUGUUGUCAGUUGAAAUUUGGUUGUAGCUGAGGAUAGUUGUGCUGCUCAGAGCUACCAGUACAGUAUAGUACUGAGGUCCAGUUUUUUGAAAUGUUCGUUUUGUGGGGAAUUACUCAUAAACUCAACCGACGGGGAAGUAGGAGAAUUAUAGUGACCAUAACACCAAUUGGGUCAGAAAGCGGAAGCCGAGCGAGCAAGACAUUCAAGCCAAAGAAGCACAUCCCAGAGGGCACACACCAGUAUGACUUGAUGAAACAUGCAGCUGCCACACUUGGCUCUGGGAACCUUCGCUCAGCAGUGAUGCUGCCAGAGGGAGAGGACCUCAACGAGUGGGUGGCAGUCAACACGGUAGACUUCUUCAACCAGAUCAACAUGCUAUAUGGAACAAUAACAGAAAUGUGUACAGAAGAGUCAUGUCCCGUAAUGUCAGCUGGCCCUAAAUAUGAAUACCAUUGGGCUGAUGGUCAGACAGUCAAGAAGCCCAUUAAGUGUUCAGCUCCCAAGUAUAUUGACUAUCUUAUGACUUGGGUACAGGAUCAGCUGGAUGAUGAAGCACUCUUCCCCUCCAAGAUAGGCGUACCAUUUCCAAAGAACUUCCAAAGUAAUGCCAAGACAAUACUAAAACGGCUCUUCCGGGUGUAUGCACAUAUCUACCACCAACACUUCUCAGAGGUGGUUCAGUUGGGUGAGGAGGCACAUCUCAACACCUCCUUCAAGCACUUUAUAUUCUUUGUCCAGGAAUUCCAGUUGAUAGAGCGGAAAGAACUUGCACCACUGCAAGAACUGAUUGACAAACUAGCAGCAAAGGACCGAUGAUUCCAAGUGUGAACGGUAACCAUCUUCCAUGAGAGUGUUUAGGUGUAUAGGAAUGGAGAGGGAGGGAUUAGUGUUUCAUCUCACCUUGUGUAACGGCAGACAAGGAAAGCUCUCACGUUUUGAUUAUGUUCUCAGGGAAGAGGCUCGUGGAUUGUGCUGUACUGUAUAUCUGGUUCUGUGCCAUUGCCAGACAAAAUAUUUCUUUGGCAUAUUUAUGAGCAUUACCCAACAUAAUUUUUUAGACUACAGAAGGCCAGUUCAAACUAACAUUGUAAAGCCUUUUAAAUUUUGUUGAAAAUAUCAAGAAUACAAGGAGCAGUACAAUCAACCUUUAGGGUAUUCCUCUGUUUCAAGGAACGAGAAACUAAUCAUUGCAUGUGAGGAGUUGAAAAUAUAAUAAUUUAUUGUAGAUAUAAGAAAAAAUUACUUUCACUUUUUUGUUAAUGGCAGGCCUAUGCCUAGUAAACUUGUGGGCAUAAACACUUGUGGAGAUGCCUUACUUGUGUGUGCUUGUCAAGUUUGCUUGAUGUACUUACUAAAGCCAGAAUGUUAUUGUUUGUAAUAGACUGCUCUUGUUAUUUCUUUUGAGAAAGGGUAAGAUGAUUGCUGGCAGGAAAGUCUGUUGACAGAUCUUUCUUUGAUUAUGGACCAGUUACUGUGUACAAGUUUCAGAUAGUCCUUAGUGAUUGCUUGAGGGCAAAGGGAGGACAAAUAUGAUUAUAGCUGCUUUCGUUUCAUAAGCAGUACAGUAUAUGUUCUGGACAUUCCGUUAACCACAUUGGCACCCGAGAUGGAUUGCACAGUAAUAUUAAUUUAAAGAAAAAAGGACUACGUAAUCAUGUUUGUUAUGCUUAUUCAAAACAAAGAUUUCACAUCUUCUAGCUUUUAACGAUACCUGUAUAAGGCUGUUUGCCUCUGCUUGUAAAAUGGGGUUAUCCUGAAACCUGGAAAAAAGGCACAUUAUUGGACUUGAAAAGACUUAGAUGCAUUCUUGUUACUCAAUGAUAUUUCUAUAAGACAUUUUGCUAUCUCCCUGUUUUUCCUCCAUUCAUCAUAUUAUCAGCAUAGUUUUUUUCAGUAAUCGUUGUUGAAAUAUUCCCCUUUUUAAAGCUUUUAGGAGGCUUUUGAUUUAUAAACAAUGCAGAAUCUAGGUGGCAUAAUUUACUUUUAUCAAACUAAUAUAGCAUUUCCCUAUUACCUUGUCAUUAUUUAACUGUUUAACUAAUCAUUGAGGGAAUUUUCAGUUACAGCAAAGAUUUUUUAAGGAGUUUACAAGCCUUGUUAUAAAGGUUUUUAAAAUUAGAGUACAGUCAUCCUAUUUAUGGUUGUAAGAGUCUAUAAUAUUAAAUCAUUGAAGCUUAGCAGAGUGAAGUGUUCAUCAGAGAUCCAAUGUGUCUCAGAAGUUUGCUAUGAACAUUCACAAACUCUAGGUUUGAGAAAGAACAAGAUUCAGGUUUUAAACUUUUGAUUAGGUUUAACUGUAUCACUCUGCCAGUAGGUAGUAGUACUGUACACAGCAGUCUUCCUCAGAGGGUCAGGUCUUCUUUGGAUAUUAAGUGGUGACCGAAAAAGUUGGGUACAAAAUCUUCACAUCUGGGAGGGGUAAUAUUUAUAUGUUAAAUAGAUUUGUCUUAUAUUUUCACUUUUCCCUGUUUGUAUUUGGACUCUUUGUACAUGUUAUAGAAAUGAGCAAAGAUGCUUUCACAUAUCAGAAGCUAAAGUUGUUGUGUCUUCUUUCAGAAUUGUUUUGUUAGAUAAAUGUUUCACUGUAUUAACUUUUGCGGAUGGCAGUCCCUUGGAAAUGGAAAUCUAAGUUAAGUUCUGUAUACAUCAUCUACCUUACAAAGACAAAACACUUAACUACUUAAAUAAAUUUUGAGGUUUUAGUACAGAACUGUCCUGUACCUUGUGUAGAUUAACUUUGGUAUGCUUGUUUAACUUACUUGUGAUUAAUUAUUUAAAUGUACAUGUGGUCAGUAAGUUCUUAAGUUUAUCGCAUAGCAUCAGCCUGCUUCAUCAUCUUGUUAGCUACCCAGAAUGUAUUUACAUGCAAUAGAUCAAUAUAUAUCCAGUCAUAUGCUGGAUGAGGUGUUCUUGUAUAGGAACCCUGUUUUGAAAAAUACCCACUGAUAGUGCUAUAGGAACUAGUGUGAUUUACUGAUGUGUACAAGUGGGCCAGAGAGUAGUCUAAAUGGUGAGAAAAUAGUAUAGCUUUAGUACUGGAUGUGAUGAUGGACAUAAGGCUUAUACAGUUAUUCAGCUUGUUUGUAUUUUGUCUUCUGAAAAGGGAAAGAUAACAGUAGUAGAUUGAACCUUAUUGCAACUAAUAAAAUUAUACUGUUCUAACUGAUAUAUAUCUGUAAAAUGUCAUGAUUGAAGACUGGAUGAGGAGUCAUUGGUGCUCUGAGUAAAAAAUGAAGCUCUGGGAUGAUAUUUGUAUGUUUAUGGGUUGUAGCUCACUGAAAGCAUAAAUGGCAUGCAGCUUAAAAUUUGGUUAUGUAUAUAAAUAUACAGUAAUACUGUACAGUACUGUACUUCAAAACUUCCCCCAUAAUUGGGAAACCAGUAAAAAAUACCAAACAAUCAAGACAGACACUGGUACACCAUGAGUUCUUACUUUAGUUAUCUACACACAUUGGGGAUAUUAACAAGAGGAGGAGUGAUGCUGUACACAAACUCAUCCACAAUGAAUGACUUAAACCCUAGUGUCUUCUGGUGGGUUUGUGUUGAGCCCAAAUAUUUAUACAUUACGGGGGUAAACUUUAUAGUGCUAUUUUUCUUCAAUAUACUAGAGGGGAUACUAGUGAUUGAGUGUAAAACAGGCCAAGUGAUGUUAAUACCUUAUGUGUUAGAGAAUUAGUCAAAUGUUUCAAAACUUUCUCUUGUGUUUGUACUGAACAAAAAUAUUAAUUUAUACAUUAUGUUAAUAUUUGUAUUUAAUGUGAAUUCUUUAUAGGGAAAAUCAGAAGUCCAAUAUUAGUGUACUGUAUGAGAAUUAUCAUAUGUCUAGUACCUUGUAAUCCUGGCAGGAACUUGUUUACCUACUGACUCAAGACCCAUGGGAAAGACCAUCAUGGCACACUUACUCUUCUCAAAGUGCCAUAUUUAAAAGGACAAAAUUUUAUAUCACUACGUGUUUGCAUUUGAGCAAAUCACUGCAUUGGUGAAGAUUUGAGAGGCUUAAGUAAUGAAGUUUUACUGUAAGUUAACCAUACUGGAUAAGUCUAAAGUCUGGACUUAUAGGCAGGGUUCACUAUUUUUUUUAACUUUAUCAGAUGUUCAAAUUACAUGACAGUAAAUCACAAAUACACAUCAUUUCUUUGACACAAACUUGAUUGAACAUUUAAUAAAAUUUCUUGCAAGCAGUAUCAUAUUUAGGAUGCACAUUUUGGAAUCAGGUGCUUACAUGCCACCACCUGGAUGCUUUGAUCAAUAGAUGAAGAUUGGGUGUGUGCCAUGACCAGACUAGAUGUGCUAACCAUAUAUCACCAAAGUGAUAUAUGGGUGUAAUUUAUUAUCAAGUUGAACCUGUGAUGUAAAAAGGAUAAAUAUUGCAGCAUUUUUUUUAAGCCAGACCUCAUAUUUGCCUUGUUUUUUAAAACAAAUUUAUUAUCAUGCCAUUCAAUUAAAUUUUAUGUAAGAGAACCAUUUAAUUCAUUUUUGUAGAAUUGGCAUACAGGUAAAUGCUAAACAGAUUCAUUGCACUCCACUGCCAGUAGAUAAUUGAAGAUCUUCCAUGGUAAACAUGACUAGGAUAGACAAAUACAUAUCAUUUUUUGAGCAUUUAAGAAUUGAAGAUGCUGCUUGUUAAAAUAUUUUGGAUAUCUUGCUUGAGGUUUUGUAUAAACAUCAGUUGUGAGAUCAGAGAGAAUUGAUAACAAGAAAUGGGUGCACAAAACUCGGUAGUGUUUUGUAAAGGUUUGAACAAGGAUAUUGUGAUAUUGAUGUGGCGAAUGAACUGCAACUUUCAUUGUUUUUCUUGUUAUUUUACUUCUCAAGUAGCAUUGAAUUUUAGGGAAGAAACUCACUAAGACUUUUUUUCCUGGGUAGAGGCUAAUAAAGUUUGCAGUUGUUCACAUCAUUAGCACCAGGUGAUAACUUUUUUAAUAUGCUUUAUGUAAUCCUUUUUUUUAUAUUAGUGGGCCGUGCUAGAGGGAACAAGGAGUCAAGUGUAUAAUAUAUUGAUGUGUUUCUAUUCCUGUUUGACAGAUAGGGUGAAUAUUAUGCAGAUUAUGGAUUUUUUAAUUGUGAUUUUAUUUCCUAAAAUAUGUGCUUAAAUGUUCAAAAUGGUUUGUUAGGUGAGGUCAGGUCUUUUGUACAGGUACCUCUUGAUUUGUGCAAGUUUGGUUAACGCCGUUUUUAGCCAUUUUUAGACUAACACCUUUUAAAAUUUUAUGUUGGUUUAUGUUUGGAAUAACAUAAGCAUCGACAAACAUCAUAAUUUGUGCUGGCAGCCUGGUGGUGUGGGUAUCCAGCUACCCAUUUUGCAGUCCUCAGUGCAUGGAGACAAUCUAUAGUGCUGCAAUAUAAUGUAUACUGCAAGUGUUUUGCCCUUUACAUUAUGCCAUCAAAGCAUCCUUUUAAGUUCUCCUGGUACCAGUGGUGCUACAAAGUGUAAGGCCAUCACCAUUGAGAUUAAUAUGGAUGUGUUCAAUCAUUAUUAUGGUUGAGGUGGACUUAGUUAAUCUACUUUACGGACUAUUUGUGAUAGUGCAGAUAAGAUUUAGGAGAGAGUGGAACAUUAAUCAAUUCAUGCCAUCUAAGACCUCGUGUUCCCAAAUGGUGAGAAUGGAACGAAUGUUGAGCACUUUGAUCAAACACCAAACUCACAAAAAUGAUCCUGUCAGCAUGCUUGAGAUACAAGCAAAGGCCCUGGAGUAUUUUAUAUUUCCUGGUAUGCACAGUACAUGUAAACAGUACUGUAGUUUUUCAUUGGUUGUAAUAUUCUGCACUGUCUUUUUAAAAGUGAAACCCCAUAAUCUGCAUUAUUUGCAUUGUUUGAUUUAUGUGUUUUUUAAUUAAACGAUCAUUUUCAAGAACAUAAUUAUCGCAUAAAUCGAGAGGAUCCUGUACAGGUAUGUGGUAUGUGGUCGAGUUAUUCGUGAAUCUCUGAUAAUGAGUAAAUUUGCAUUUGUGAAAAUGGUAAAAAAGGAACUGGUGAAGAAUAUAUAAUAUUUUGUAGAGCAUGUGUUCAUUUACAGUGGUCCAGUAUAAAUAUUUUAGUUCUUAUGAUUUACCUUUUCCUAAACUUAGUUUUCAUUGCUGACCAAAAGGAUCAUUCAUUUUCAUAACAUUUUUUCUUUGUACAUAUUUAUAUAUAUAUACCUGUAUAUUAAAAGAUAAGAUUCCACUAUUGAAAUUGACUUUUCCCUUUUAUGGAAGGGUCAUUUUUGAGUAAAUUAUAUGCACUAGUAUCAGCUUUUGAUAGGUUUAUAGCAACGUGUCUGGAUUGUUUUCGUAGCCAAAUGAUGAUAAACAAGUUUGUUUAGAGAGGGCUGUAGUUCAGUUUAUUUAGCCUAUUGAAGAAUUGCCUAAAUGAGGAGCAAAUAUUUUAGUAAGGCAUCACUUUCAUCAUUAUGAAGAAGAGCAACAUAAAAGUAUAUAUGAUUGAAAUACCCAAAAGUGAAGCUUCAUGGAGGACUGAUUGUUUGACUGCUUUUAUAGUAAGUGUGGGAGCCUUGAGUGAAGUCGGAGGGAGCUAAAAGAAAUGUCCACUACAACAGAUUGUUCAAGGAAAUGUUUUCAUUUUAAAUGAUUAAUGCUGUUAAUAGCCAUAAUAAUUAUUCCUUAUCAUUUCAUAAACAGGAACCUAAAUUUGGUGAGUGAUUUAAACAUUUGAUACAUUGUAGUUUUAAUUCUCUCUUGUUUUGAAAAUGGCAAUUGAGCUACCAGUUCCUAUAAAUGCACAAUGUUUGAUUGGUUUCAGAUUGCAGUUAUUAUAUGAAUCCUGUAUUUCAGUAAAACAAAUUGAACUGAAAAAUCCCUCUAAUGUAUAUUGUGGAUAUUUUCAGUCCUGCAAUUCCGUUGUAAUACAUAUUUUUAUCUUAA
Messenger RNA from Homarus americanus (American lobster), 7223 nucleotides. It is a transcript of the gene mats, whose product is annotated as MOB kinase activator-like 1. The transcript is spliced from 5 exons. Bases 450 to 1175 code for a protein of 241 amino acids. The record is from RefSeq and is a predicted model, not a curated record. NCBI's taxonomy places the organism in Eukaryota, Metazoa, Arthropoda, Malacostraca, Decapoda, Nephropidae. Gene Ontology annotation, biological process: hippo signaling; positive regulation of protein phosphorylation. Gene Ontology annotation, molecular function: protein kinase activator activity. Gene Ontology annotation, cellular component: cytoplasm; nucleus.